AUGGUUGUGAUAGGUAAUAAACUUCUUCCGCCUUCUGGCUCCGUCGUCAAAAUCAUUUUCCUUAAACUGAAAGAGAGUAUCCCCGACGAGGCGAAAUCGGAGAUUCUGGAUUUGAUCAAAGGGCUUGACGAAAAAUUUCCAGGGAUUGGUCAGAUCACUGUUGGGGAAAACUUCUCGCCGGCCCAAGCAAAAGGUUUCUCGAUUGCGUUGAUUGCGUUUUUCAAGGAUCUAGCUGAAUUGGAAUCUGUGGAUUCUCAUACGAAGUUGGUGAAUUCGCAGAAAGAAAAGGUUCGUGAUUGUCUCGAUUCCACCAUUGUUGUUGAGUUCUUGGUGCCUUCUGGCUAG
Molecule: messenger RNA, 345 nt
Organism: Eutrema salsugineum
Lineage: Eukaryota; Viridiplantae; Streptophyta; Magnoliopsida; Brassicales; Brassicaceae
Product: stress-response A/B barrel domain-containing protein UP3
Exons: 1
Coding region: 1-345 (114 amino acids)
Source: RefSeq, a predicted model, not a curated record